UGACGUCAAUCAAUAUGUUUGCAUUUGUCGACGUGGUUACGCAGGUGUUAACUGUGAUACUGAAUUGGAUGAGUGUGAAUCUUCCCCCUGUAUUCAUGGCAACUGCCUGGACGAAGUCGGUGGAUAUAAUUGUUCAUGCUACUUGGGUUACUAUGGAAACCAGUGUGAAUUUGAAAUCGACGAGUGCCAAUCAUCACCCUGUCAAAAUGGCGGUGACUGCAUGGAUGCCAUCAACGCUUUCAAUUGCACAUGCGUACAAGGAUUCACUGGACUGACAUGCGCAGACGACGUUGAUGAAUGCAUUAUGGGUAAUCCUUGCAAAGGAAACAGAGCAUGCGUGAAUCUACGAGGCGGUUACAAAUGUGAAUGCAAAGAAGGUUUCAUAGGAGAUGGUUGCAUGACACCCAUUGAACUCUGUGAUGGAACGCCGUGCAUAAACGGCGCAUGCGUGAAUAAAGAUGACACAGUUAGAUGCGGUUGCUAUGACAACUACUUUGGGGAGUCAUGCCAAUAUGAAUUGCCAUAUUAUGGAUAUUCGGUGAUGCUCAUCGGUGACGUCACGGAUGUGGAUGGUUUUGAGAACGACAUGGGCAUCACCCUCAUAACAGCAUUGCAGGCCGACGAAGAUGACGUCGUAGUCACGGUUAUGGAGGACGUACGCUACAUCGCCGAUGAAACAAGAACUGAACUGACGAAACUUACGUUCAUAGUUCUCUAUGACGACGGGUACAUAUCUGCUGCCAAGAUCAGCGAACUAUUGUCCACGUUCCCACAAGACACAAUGGAACACAGGAUUGGGUACAAGUUGUACGAAGGAGAGGCGGAACCGGUCACCGACCCGGUAAAUGAAGAUGACGAUGAUAGGGGACAAUUAUCUGCUAAUUGGUACAUCAUUCUUAUCGUAAUCAUCAUCUUAAUCUGCAUAAUAAUUGUCAUAGUAGCUGCAGUUUUGGUUUACAGACGAAAAAGAGUCUGUAAGAAGCAGAUAAUAGAAAACGACUACGUUGACAUGGACCCCAUGCAAGUGGCGUUUGAAAACAAAGUUUACAGCGACCUGACGUCAUCAGAAAACGUGACACAGACCAGUACAUCGAAAGAGAAUGAGUGUUGAUUCAAAGAUCCACAAAUUUUGCAGAAAAAAAGUGUGCAGAAAAAGAAGAACGAACAUCUACAGCUCUUUCAACAACAGGAUCCGUAUUGCAACCAAGACAGUUCACACUUUUAUGUUGAUACAUUGUAUCUAAUUAUGUAGAUUACGUCUACAACAAAAGAGGUGUGGAUGAUACUGAUAUCCAAAGAGCUGUAGUUGUGCAUUUUAUAAUGAAAAUAAUGUUGGAUUAAAACAUAAAAUUUGUAGGCUUGCAACAUAAUGGAUCAAACCAUGGGACAGAGCAAGAAGUGUUAAGUGCCAAUCUUUUGUCAAAUUAUACAGAAAUGCAUAAUAAUUUCGUUUAUUCUCUCUGGACUUCACAUUGGUUAACGUGUAGUUCAAGUUACUGAAACAGAGUACAGAAAACAUUGAGUUACAGCCCCCAUAUUUUAGAAACCACGUCCACUUUUGCGAAACCACACAAAAUUGUAAUUUGUUGUUCAAUUAACAAAACUUCGAGUUUACGGGCAACAUUCAUUUUUGUUGUUGGUGAACGUCCACAUUUAUUAACUCGAACUUUAAUCCAAACUUACGGGCAACAUAGAUUUUUUGUUUUGUUUAACGUUCAAAUUUAGUAACUCGAGUUACGGGCAACAUGUAACGUUAGAGAGAGAGAGAGAUAUUCACUGAA
This is a messenger RNA of Saccoglossus kowalevskii, 1781 nucleotides long. RefSeq lists its product as uncharacterized. Lineage: Eukaryota; Metazoa; Hemichordata; Enteropneusta; Harrimaniidae. The record is from RefSeq and is a predicted model, not a curated record. Gene Ontology annotation, cellular component: membrane. Gene Ontology annotation, biological process: cell communication. Gene Ontology annotation, molecular function: Notch binding; calcium ion binding.